Oncorhynchus mykiss (rainbow trout) is the source of this 3811-nucleotide messenger RNA. RefSeq names its product trafficking regulator of GLUT4 1. NCBI's taxonomy places the organism in Eukaryota, Metazoa, Chordata, Actinopteri, Salmoniformes, Salmonidae. Gene Ontology annotation, cellular component: membrane. The record is from RefSeq and is a predicted model, not a curated record.
UUGCUACAAGUUCAACCCAGUGGCUCUGUCGCUGCAGCGUGAGAAACAGCCUUGAGACACGGCCCGUUGCGGAACAACACACAGGACACAAACUCACUUUCUCUGAUUCUGGGCGUAUAUUUCAGAGAAAGUAAUCUGUUUUCCGUCCAUCUUUAUUAUUUUGAAUGAAAAAGAAAACGUUUAUUUGCGCGAUAUAUAAAGCUGGUAAUAAUAGAGCAUUGCGGUGGGGUUAAAAAGGCAGGCGACAGGCGCUUCACAGAGUGAUUUGUUCCUUGGCUCAGGCGUUAUAUAUGGAGAGAGGGAGUGCACAUUUCAGAGAUCGCUUUCUGAUAGCGAGUGUGGAUUGAAUGGAACUGCGGAAUUGAGACGGAAGGCAUUAUUCUUGAUUCUAGAUUAAGAAUGAUACACAAAUCCAACGGGAAAAAUACCACAACAUUUUUUAAAAUCUCUAAUUGAAAGGGGUUGAUUUAUAACGCAUGUGGAUGACAUAGCCUACCUAAACGGUGCAUUAGUAUACAUAUCAAAUUGGUUAAAUUGGCUAGUCUUAGUCUUACAGUUUAUUGUAACAUCGAAAGAAAUUGGAGAAUUAAUCUUGGCACGAUUAAAAUAAAUCAAAUGUAUUAGGUCAAAUAAUGGGAAUUUAGCACCACUCUAACCAGUCUUAGUACUUUACACGAUUAGGCAUUUAUUUUUCCUCUAUUGGAAACUAAUUUAAAUAUUUUGAAUUUUGAAGAAAUGGCAAUCAACACAGACACUGAAUUCGAGAAAUCUAAUCUGGGAAAGAGCGGCGGCGCGCCCGCCAACGAGUCUCAGGAGACUGAGAAACUUCUCAACCUCGUAACUACGGAGCCUGCUGGCGGCAACGGUAUGAAAAUGUCCUCCUCCUUUACCAUCAACGUGGGGAGCGAAAAUAACCUGGAUGCGGACCAGAACGGUCACAGUGUACCCUUUAGGUCGGGCUCUGCGGGGCACCUUACCGCUGCCCCACCCUCCCCGUCCCGGGUCAGUUUGAGUCGCAGUCGCACCUCUUCCAUCGGGAACGCCGCGGUCCAAGAGGCGCAAAAGCCCAAAGACUAUCUCAUACUGGUCAUAUUGUCUUGUUUCUGCCCUUUCUGGCCCGUCAGCAUUGUUGCUUUGGCAUAUUCAAUUAUGUCCAGAAACAGCCUGCAGUCGGGUGACAUGGACGGAGCAAAGAGACUGGGUAAACUGGCUCGCCUCCUCAGUGUCGUUUCCAUAAUCCUGGGUAUACUCACCAUAGUCGUCUGUGUAACGGUCUCUGUAACCAAGUGACCAGUGUAUAGACCAUGAAACAAGAGCACUGCUGCAAGCCAAGCAGAGGAUGCUGCAUGGGAAAAAAAUCUAUUCCGUUCCGAUUCGGAGAUUAAAAAUAAGGCAAACAAUUAAGAAGUUUAAAGAGUAGGAAAUACAGUAGCAAAUGAAUGCAACACAAAAUAUCCAGAUAUGCAUGCAUUAGAUUCCACUAACAUUUGCUUGACGAAAAAUAAAAUCCUUCAUAUAAAAAGUGUAUUUUAAAAGAAAGUUGGACGGUUGACUUAUGGUUUGAGGAACUCGCUACUCUCUGUGGAGUAAAAAAAAUACUCUUAAAUUUAAGGAGAGAGGGAUGAACAGAGGAAUGACGUGAUAAACUUUUCUGUAUCAAGAAUGGAAGGAGACCUUGAAAAUGAACUCCAAGCUUUGGACUACAAACGUCAAGACAGUUGAAUAAUCAUCUGAAAAUAUACUUGGUUGACCUGACCUCCUGGAUUGAAAGCAUAUACAACUAUAGAGAUAUAAAUAUAUAUAGAUGAAUAUAUCCAUUUACACAACUUGUAUAAAAUGUAUGUUGGGCUGAGCUGCGAUGAUUGAGAGACUGUUAAGUUAAGAUGGCUGCCUCCUGGUAUAGGUUGGCGAAGGAUGUAAUAUUUGACCAAGGAACACAAUUCAGAGAUGUUUUUGAAUUUAUGUUGUUUAUUUUGUAGAUUUUUUACAACAAAAAAGAGACCACUUGACUGUAGAUAGCCAACCUUUUUCAUUUUGUUUGUGAAUUCAUAUUUGUUUGUCUUGUGUUUUUACUUUGGGAUCAAACAUGCCAGGUGCUUAGAGACUUAAGUGAGUUGUACAUAAUUAGUGUUUCAGCCCUGUGUGGGUUGACUGUGGACUCCACAGAAACAGAAUUACACCCCCCCCCCCUUUCCCCUGCCUUGCUGUGGGAGGGGUCUGACUAUAUCAAUGUGCAUGCCUACCCUCCCCAUCCCUCCAACCCCUCUCCAAACAUCCAUGCCAGAGCAUGGGCAUACGUCUGAGGAUAUGCAAUUUGUCAGAACAAUCAAUCACUCUCCCCUUACCCACGGACCCCCUAGCUCCACUCCAAAAUACAACCCACCCUACUCCAGUACCUUGUUUCAUUACCUGGGACUGUUAACAUAGCUUGUUUGACUGAAUGCAUUUUGUAGUACGACAGAGACCAACAUAAAUCCUUAACCUAUUGCCACCCUGCUGUAUCAGUAUGACGUGUAUUUAUAUGAAGAAUAUAUAUAUAUAAAUAUAUAUAUAUGUGCAAUAUUAUAUAGGCAUGCUUAGGACUAAACAGUACCCAGGUUUUUGGAUGCCACUGUAAGGACCUGCUGUAAUGUUAAAGGAACAUUGUUUUGAGGUUUGAUUGAUUAGCAGCAGUUCUCUCUGCACAUGUACUGUAACACACCAAUCUGUCUGUAUUCAAAUGUGCCACUAUGCCAUCUGGAAUAAGUCAGUGUUCAGAUUCCACUACGGUAACACAACAAAGGACUGUUACAUUGACACACUUCAGAUGUUUACUACAAGGUCAUAACACCUCUUAUAAAACCUUCAUAACACCUCUUAUAAAACCUUCAUAACACCUCUUAUAAAACCUUCAUAACACCUCUUAUAAAACCUUCAUAACACCUCUUAUAAAACCUUCAUAACACCCUUGUUUGGACUUAUAUUCAUGUUUUUAUUACUACUCAUAACAUUCUCCUGAACUCCAAUUAGAUUUCAAUACUUUAAGUUGGCCAAUGGUUCUUGAUUCCACUGCUUGUAUUAUCAAGAGCUUAUGUAGGUGUUAGCUGCACAAAUGAGACCAAAGAGAGAAUUAUAUGAUAAUGAUUUGAUUGCAUUUAUUUGGCCUGAAUUUAAAAUCUUCAAAGAGAUCUAAAAUGAUUGAUAAAGAACCUGUAAUUGGUGAAAUAGGUCAUCAUAACAUUUGAGAUCUCCUUUAGAGGAUUCAAACUAUGAACACAUAUUGCUACUGUAGCCACAGCGUGCUUCACUAGACAGAUGGGCUGAAGAUCCCUGUCUAAAGAGCUCUAAUGCUCGUCUUUGGGCAACAGGCACACCUCAGUCUGGAAACUUCUCACACACUCCUAAAGUGCUUUUAGAAACCUGACUUUGGGGAGAAAGUAGAUGGCUGCUCUAUGUCAUACAGUAAGAGCAAAUGGCAGAGAGAGAGAGCGAGAGAGACCCCAAUCCAGCAGGGGAAAUUCAGUGACUCAGUCUGCCAUCAAAGACACAAAAUUCAACUUAAGACACAUUUUUAUGGUAAUUUGUCUAUCACAUGAAAUAGUUCCCACUCACCUUCCGCACUGUUCUAUCACAUUCUCUGACCGUCUGUCUGCUGCGAGAUGCAUACGUGCUGUUCUGUGUCAGUAAAACAGUGACUUUCAAAAUCAUGUCUAUUUUUUUUAUGUCCAGAUUUUUUCCCCUUUUGGAUAGCAUAUGUAUAUGCUGGUUUCCAUCUCUAUUGUGAACUUUCUGCACGUCUGGAAUAAACGUUACCAUGCAUGGUCUACGAUGA